Messenger RNA from Coregonus clupeaformis (lake whitefish), 1042 nucleotides. It is a transcript of the gene masp2, whose product is annotated as MBL associated serine protease 2. Bases 101 to 1003 code for a protein of 300 amino acids. NCBI's taxonomy places the organism in Eukaryota, Metazoa, Chordata, Actinopteri, Salmoniformes, Salmonidae. Gene Ontology annotation, molecular function: serine-type endopeptidase activity; calcium ion binding. The record is from RefSeq and is a predicted model, not a curated record. The transcript has 6 exons.
UCAUUAACCUUGGGAGCACAAGGGUUCAAAGAUAGUCAAACGUUCUGAGACACUAAACAAAACCUAUGACACUGCUCCUCUAGAAUCUUCUGCAGUCAAGAUGAACAGUGCAUAUUGUGUAUCUGUCUUCAUCGUCCUGCUUCCUGUAUCUCUGAGCGUGGAAAUGACAGGGUUGUUUGGCAGCUUCACUUCCCCCAACUUCCCUCACCCAUACCCUAACAACCACCACACAGUGUGGAACAUCUCCGUCCCAGAAAGCCACAGGGUUAAACUCUACUUCACCUACUUCAGUCUGGAACCCUCCCACCACUGUGAAUACGAUUAUAUUCAGGUGUUUGCAGAGGCCAAUGAGACAUUGCGUUUCUGUGGCGAAGGGGAAAAAGAGUAUGAAGACGCCCCCAGGAACACAGUUAUCCUGUCGGCUGGGAACAUCAUGUCGGUAGUCUUCAGAAGUGACUACUCCAACGAGGGGCGUUUCACUGGCUUUCAAGCAUUUUACACCUCAGAAGACAUCAAUGAGUGCCUCAGCACGGUAGAUGGGGAGUCUGUGUGUGACCAUUAUUGUCACAAUUAUGUUGGUGGCUAUUACUGCACUUGCAGGUUGGGAUACCUGCUCCAUGACAACAAAAGGUCCUGCACUGUGCCUUGCAGUGGUCAGGUGCUGACAGAGAGGUCAGGAGAGUUGACCAGCCCGGGAUACCCCAGUCCAUACCCCAGAAUGAGUCAUUGUAACUACACCAUCCUCCUACCAGAGGGGUUCAGAGUUGUACUGGAAUUCCAGGAACCAUUUGACGUAGAGAGCCACCCGAAUGUCCCCUGUCCAUACGAUGUCUUGAAGAUCUCAACCGAAGGACAAGAGUACGGACCGUUCUGCGGAGCGUCUCCACCUGGCAAGAUAGACACAGGCAGUUACCAAGUACACGUCUCAUUCAGGUCGGACCUCUCAGGGAAAAACAAGGGAUGGAAGAUUAAGUAUACCAGCUUGGGAGUUCAAAAAGCAUAGUAGAACUUAAAUAUUAAAACAUAUCACAUGCUAUGCCAA